CCACCGACCGUUGGCCGCCGGGCCGAAGUCCCUCCCUCAGGACCUCCCCACCCCUCGGAACCGUUCUGGCGGCGGCGACCCAUGUGGGGGUUCAGGCUCCUGCGGUCGCCGCCGCUGUUGCUCCUGCUGCCGCAGCUCGGAAUCGGCGCCGCCGCGUCCCGCUCUCAGGCCGCAGCCAUGAACCUGGGCGGCAGCAGCGGUGCGCGAUGCGCCGCCUCGGCCGAGGGGCGCCGGCCGCCGUGCCUGCAGCUGCCCACGGUGCCGGGAGCCGACCCGCAGCGCAGCAACGAGUUGCUCCUGCUGGCGGCGGCGGCGGCGGCGGGGGAGGGACCGGAGCGGCGGGAGGAGCGGCAGCCGCCGCCCCAGCAUCACGUUCUCUAUUUCCCCGGGGAUGUGCAGAAUUACCAUGAAAUUAUGACUCAUCAUCCUGAGAAUUAUCAGUGGGAAAACUGGAGUCUAGAAAACGUUGCCACCAUUUUAGCCCACCGAUUCCCCAAUAGUUAUAUUUGGGUGAUAAAGUGUUCCCGAAUGCAUUUGCACAAAUUCAGCUGCUAUGACAAUUUUGUGAAAAGCAAUAUGUUUGGUGCUCCAGAACACAAUACUGACUUUGGAGCUUUUAAGCACCUUUAUGCAUUAUUAGUUAAUGCUUUUAACUUAAGUCAGAACACUUUGCUAUCAAAGAAGAAUGUGAAAGAUUUGAAUAAGGACUCCAAAGCAUCUAAUUGUAGAUCCAGUUCUUCUCAUACUACUAAUGGUUGCCAGGGAGAAAAAGAGAGGACCUGUGAAAAAUUUGAUGAGUCUGCCUUGAAUUUUUAUCCACCAUCACUAAAUGGUGCAUCUUUUACUUUGAUUGGAUUCAGUAAAGGUUGUGUUGUUUUGAAUCAGUUGCUUUUUGAAUUGAAAGAAGCCAAGAAAGACAAGAACAUAGAUGCUUUUAUCAAAAGCAUAAGAACAAUGUACUGGCUGGAUGGUGGUCAUUCUGGAGGAAGCAAUACUUGGAUUACUUAUCCAGAAGUCUUGAAAGAAUUUGCACAAACAGGGAUUAUUGUUCACACCCAUGUAACACCUUACCAAGUACGUGAUUCAAUGAGAUCUUGGAUUGGAAAGGAGCACAAGAAAUUUGUUCAGAUACUUGGAGAUUUUGGUAUGCAGGUAACUAGCCAAAUUCAUUUUGCAAAGGAAGCUCCUUCCAUAGAGAAUCACUUCAGGGUUCAUGAAGUAUUUUGAAACUACAAGAAUAUUAAUGUACUUGUUGGAAGAGCAUAAGCACUUUGAGUGUUAUAAAUUCAGAUA
Ceratotherium simum simum (southern white rhinoceros) is the source of this 1293-nucleotide messenger RNA. It is a transcript of the gene C9H2orf69, whose product is annotated as chromosome 9 C2orf69 homolog. Gene Ontology annotation, cellular component: mitochondrion. NCBI's taxonomy places the organism in Eukaryota, Metazoa, Chordata, Mammalia, Perissodactyla, Rhinocerotidae. The record is from RefSeq and is a predicted model, not a curated record.